Messenger RNA from Perca flavescens (yellow perch), 2015 nucleotides. It is a transcript of the gene mtap, whose product is annotated as methylthioadenosine phosphorylase. Lineage: Eukaryota; Metazoa; Chordata; Actinopteri; Perciformes; Percidae. Gene Ontology annotation, biological process: nucleoside metabolic process. Gene Ontology annotation, molecular function: S-methyl-5-thioadenosine phosphorylase activity. Gene Ontology annotation, cellular component: cytosol. The coding region runs from base 154 to 996 and encodes 280 amino acids. The record is from RefSeq and is a predicted model, not a curated record. The transcript is spliced from 8 exons.
GCAAACAAAUCAAGCAGGAAGAGAAUUGUCUGAUAUCCGUGGUGCUGACGGAUGUUGUUAACGGUUGUGGCCAUAGUUUGUGGCUAUAAAGGGUCUUCCUCAUAACUUAUUUUUUUACAAAUCUUCACUUUUACAGGCAAGAAAACUAUCGUCAUGGCUUCCACGGUGCCCAUUAAGAUUGGAAUAAUUGGUGGUUCAGGCCUUGAUGACCCAGAUAUCUUGGAGGGAAGGACUGAGCGUUAUGUUGACACACCGUAUGGAAAGCCAUCCGAUGCUCUGAUACUUGGGAAAAUAAAAAACGUGGAAUGUGUGCUCCUUGCAAGGCAUGGGAGACAGCACACCAUUAUGCCAUCCAAUGUGAACUACCAGGCCAACAUCUGGGCACUGAGAGAAGAGGGCUGCACACAUCUGUUGGUUACCACGGCCUGUGGUUCACUCCGGGAGGAGAUUCAGCCAGGAGACAUUGUCAUCAUAGAUCAGUUCAUUGACCGGACUACCAAGAGAGCUCAGACGCUGUACGAUGGGCAGCCAACCAGUCCUCCUGGAGUGAGUCACAUCCCCAUGGCUGAGCCUUUCUGCAACCGAACCAGAGAGGUUCUGGUGGAGGUGGCGCGGAGCCUGGGGGUCAAGUGCCAUGUGCGAGGCACUAUGCUGAGUAUCGAGGGCCCCCGCUUUUCCUCGCGGGCCGAGAGCCUGAUGUUCCGCCAGUGGGGUGCUGACGUCAUCAAUAUGACCACUGUGCCAGAGGUGGUCCUCGCCAAGGAGGCCGGCCUGUGCUACGCCAGCAUCGCCAUGGCAACAGACUAUGACUGUUGGAAGGAGCAUGAGGAGGCGGUCUGUGUUGACAACGUACUGAAGACGAUGAAGGAGAACGCCAACAAAGCCAGUAGUAUCCUGCUGACUGCAAUACCUCAGAUUAGUCAGAUGGACUGGGCUCAGACAAUGAAGGCCUUGAAAUCAAUGGCCCAAUCUUCAGUCAUGUUACCGAAACACUAAGCGUGCAGAAAACAAUGAAGUAGAAAAGGAAACCAGACACCACCUGUAUCGCCACCGACUACAGACUCAACUCUGCUUGUGGAUUUGUCAUCAGUGAAUCACAAGAAAGUGCCUCACAUCAAUAAUGCAUGUGCUCUGUCUUCAUCACCCCCCUUCCUCAGAAAAAUUUAAGUGUUUUUCUCUGGAACAGCCAUGAGUAUCGUCACUCCAGCAGUUUUUCUGUCAGUCUCUCUCAAAAGGGCAACAAAGAUUUUAGGUCUUCUAAGGAUUAACUAGAGGUUAUUUUUUUUGUGCAUUUAUAUUUUGUGUGUUCUGUCAACAUUUAAAAUGUAUAUAUUUGCCUGUAAACUUUUUUUUUAAUUUUUUUUAUUGCUGUUAAUUUACUGCAAUAAAAAUGCUUUGCAAGUUUAGCACAUAAGUACUUUGUUACUGCCUUAGUUACAAGUAAUCUAAACCUUUUUUAAAGUAGAAUCUGAUGUCUUGAACAUAUUGCAUGUACUCAAGUAAAAUCUUUUAAAUACCUGGAUACUACUAAAAAUGUCUGGUUAUUAAUACUGGGAAUGUUUAUCUUUUGCUUUUCACAUGCACAUUUUAUUUUAAAAUUAUAAUUGACCACAUUCAAUUAUAAUAGGAUAGGAUCUGCACUGUACGUGAAUUAUUUUCUAGUUAUUAAAACAGCUAAUUGACCGUAUUUGGAGUACUUUUGAGAAUAUGACUGCAUUUAUUGACACUUAGAGAUGACAGACAUUUUGCACACUUUAAAACUUUGACACUGUAAGAUUCAUCAUCUUGUACAAUUGGCCAUUUUGUUGAAGUGCUGGGCCUUCUGUUACCGUUCAUGUUUGCCAUUUCCCUUUUCUUAUCUGCAUUUGCUGCAUCUGAACGUCCUCACGCUGCACAGUAUCUAAAAAAGAAAUACUUGGUACCUUGUAUUUCCUUUAUGUUACCUUGUCUGAAAAACAUGAAUGCAUUAUGCUGCAUACAUUGGCUCAAUAAAACCUAUGGAGAUUUGAAAUCAU